This is a messenger RNA of Nicotiana attenuata, 1131 nucleotides long. Its product is annotated as ATP-dependent DNA helicase PIF2-like. Gene Ontology annotation, molecular function: DNA helicase activity. NCBI's taxonomy places the organism in Eukaryota, Viridiplantae, Streptophyta, Magnoliopsida, Solanales, Solanaceae. The transcript has 4 exons. Gene Ontology annotation, biological process: telomere maintenance; DNA repair. The record is from RefSeq and is a predicted model, not a curated record. Bases 1 to 1131 code for a protein of 376 amino acids.
AUGUCUGAAGACUUCAAGAUUUUGCCACAUUUGAAUGAGAAACAAAUUCGCCGUAUGGCUUUAGAUCAUAUUAACAACAUUUUGCAUUCAAUGGGUCGUGAUAUAAAUGAAUUUGCACUUGUACCAGAAAGAAUUGUAGCUUCAUCUGCUGCUAGGGAGGCUCAAGAUUCUCAUUUUGAAAGAAAUAUAAUUGUUAGAGAAGAAGAUUUAUUACUAGAAACAAAAUUGAACAAUGAACAGCGAAAAGCAUAUGAUGUAAUCCUUGAUAGAAUAUUUACGAACAAAUCUGGAGCUUUUUUUAUCGAUGGUCCCGGAGGAACAGGCAAAACUUUUUUGUAUCGUGCAUUAUUGGCUGCUGUACGAUCAAAAGGAUUCGUAGCUUUAGCAACAGCAACCUCUGGUGUUGCAGCUUCGAUUCUUCCCGGAGGACGGACUGCUCACUCCCGUUUUAAAUUUCCUAUUAAUAUUGAUGAACAAUUCUUCUGUAAUAUUAGUAAGCAGAGUUCGCUUGCAUCAUUGAUACGAGAUGCCAAACUAAUUGUGUGGGAUGAAGUAUCAAUGGCCAAAAAACAAUUGAUAGAAGCUUUAGAUUUAAUACUGAAAGAUCUAAUGGAUACAAAGACACUCUUUGGUGGAAAAGUUGUCGUUUUUUGCGGUGAUUUCAGACAAACUCUUCCAGUUGUUCUGAGCGGAAAAAAAGAGGAUUUCAUACGAGAAAGUUUAUUGCAUUCUGAAAUCUGGAACCAAUUUGAAAAAUUGCGAUUAUCAGUAAAUAUGCGAGCAAGAACAGAUCCUGCUUUUUGCGAAUAUUUGAUGCGAAUAGGGAGCGGAAAAGAAAAACCAAAUUGCCAAGAUAAACAACAAGGUUUAGGUGGACUCAUUUGGUCAUUUUUGUGCAAUAUUGGUAACAUCGUCUUCUGCCAACUACACUUUCAAUCUGUCAAGAUCACCACUUUUCUGAUAGCAAUAGCAGAACGGAGAAUUGAAAUUGAAGAGCUUCAGUAUACGUUGCAGCUGAAAAUGACUAUGGAAUCCUUAACAAAUACUAACUCACCAUCAGGAACAAUUUUGGACCACAGGUGCGGCGCCGCUGAAGCGGUUUGGCAACCACAUAUGCGGUCUAAGGCAUAA